Molecule: messenger RNA, 480 nt
Organism: Iphiclides podalirius (scarce swallowtail)
Lineage: Eukaryota; Metazoa; Arthropoda; Insecta; Lepidoptera; Papilionidae
Source: the annotation of a GenBank genome assembly
AUGGUAGCAUCACUGGGCGUCCGCAAACCGGCCCCCAUAACUCCGACCGGGGCGCGCUCCCUGUCGCGAUUUAUCGACGGGCGCAUCACUAGCCGGGAGCAAAGGUUCCGCAGAGGGCGCAGGCAUCAAUUUGCGAGCGGUAGCCGCCGCGGGCGCCGCGCCGCCCCUGUCAUUAGCCCCCCCGCCUCUCCGCGGGCCCCUCGCCCCUCGCCCGUAGGAGCCAGGCCUUUUUUGCCCCCCACAACCUGUUCGGGGGACGCGGCUGCUGAGGCGCGCAAUUCGAGCAUCGGUUCACGGCCACGAGCGAUAGGCCCUAUGCGUGGCCGGCCUUCUGUUCCCCUUGCCGGUUACGUGCGCCACAAAAAUGCCUCGUCUCGAAUGCGACGGCCUGUACGGGCGAGCGACGCCGGCAAAUUGACCUGUCCUUCAGAGGCCCGGCGCAGCGACCUGUCUCCGCUAAAUUACUCCGUUCCCAUCAGC